AGAGACGCACCGCUGCUCUCCUUCUCGGCUGUUUAGUGCGUUGAGCGGCGGAGGGAAGUAGAGUUGGCGCGUCUGGUUAGUGCUUCUGUGGACCAAACAGCAGCAGCAGCGGCCGCAGCGGUGCGCUUUCCCUCCUCCAGAUCCUCCAGAGCCGCGGGCAUCCCGGAGAGCAGGCACGCCGUGCACGCCUCGGACACCAGCAGGAGGAUACUGCUUUCUCCUUCUUCUUCUUCCUCUUCUUCUUCAUUAUUAUUAUUUUAACUGAUUGAGACAUACAUUUUUUUCCCCUUUCCCUGAUGGUAACCUACACUGAGCAGCCGGAGACAUGUGGAAUAAUCUGGGGAAACUGCACCGCUUCUCACUAGUGUGUCUUCUCCUGACGCUGGGGGCCGAGGUGUCUCAUUCUACGGGCUACUUCGAGCUGCAGUUGAUUUCGGUGGAAAACCCCAACGGUCAGCUCCUGAACGGCGACUGCUGCGACGCAGAGAAGAGCGCAGCGGAGGGCCACUGUGGCGCGGACGAGUGCGACACCUACUUCAGAGUGUGUUUAAAGGAAUACCAAACGGAGGUCACGACCAACGGACAGUGCACCUACGGCUCGGAAACUACUAAGGUUAUCGGUGGGAAUACUUUUCAGUUCAAGGGUGGACAGAAAACCGGACAGAACCGGAACAAUGACGCCGGGAAGAUCCUUAUUCCCUUCCAGUUCGCGUGGCCGCGAGCGUACACUGUGAUAGUGGAGGCGUGGGACAGGGACAACGGCACACACAGCAAUGAUGAUGAGCUGCUGAUUGAGCGCAGCAUCCACAAAGGGAUGAUCAACCCCGGGGAGGAGAAGCAGCCAGUGGAGUAUAAAAGCUCGACCGCCAGCCUGGAGUACACCAUCCGAGUGCGCUGCGACGAAAACUACUACGGCAGCAAGUGCAACAAAGUGUGUCGUCCCCGCGACGACUACUUCGGCCAUUACGUGUGCGACCAGCUGGGGAACAGAGGCUGCAUGGAGGGCUGGACCGGACCCGACUGCAAAUCAGCCAUCUGCAAACAAGGAUGCAGCCUGCAGCAUGGAACGUGCAGCGUGCCGGGGGAGUGCAAGUGUAACUACGGCUGGCAGGGCCCGCUCUGUGACGAGUGCCUGCCGUAUCCGGGCUGUGUUCACGGUACCUGCAACGAGCCCUGGCAGUGCACCUGUGAGAAGAACUGGGGCGGUCUGCUCUGUGACAAAGAUCUGAACUACUGUGGGACCAACCGACCCUGUAAGAACGGAGGCACGUGUAUGAACACAGAGCCAGACGAGUAUAACUGCGCCUGUCCAGACGGCUACUCUGGCAAGAACUGCGAGAUCGCCGAGCACGCCUGUGUUUCCAACCCUUGUGCCAGCGGGGGAACGUGCCAUGAAGUCCCAUCGGGCUUUGAGUGUCACUGUCCGGCAGGCUGGUCCGGGCCGACCUGUGCUAAAGACACAGAUGAGUGUGCCUCCAGCCCCUGUGCUCAGGGCGGAACCUGCAUGGACAUGGAGAACGGCUUCGAAUGUCUCUGCCCUCCACAGUGGACAGGCAAGACCUGCCAGAUAGACGUUAAUGAGUGUGCGGGGAAGCCUUGCCUCAAUGCUUACUCUUGCAAAAACUUGAUUGGUGGAUAUCACUGUGCCUGCUUUCGUGGAUGGGUUGGCCAGAACUGUGACACCAACAUGAACAGCUGCCAUGGUCAGUGUCAGAACGGAGGGACCUGCAAGGAGGUGGCCAGAGGCUACCAGUGUGUUUGCCAGGCGGGGUUCGUGGGUCGCCACUGCGAGGUUCAGAGAAACCGCUGUGCCAGCAGUCCGUGUAGGAACGGUGGGCGCUGCCAUGCCCUGCUGGAGGGGUUCAUGUGUGAAUGCCCGCAGGGCUUCGCUGGUACAACCUGUGAGGUGCAGAAUGACCCGUGCAGCCCGAACCCAUGUCAAAAUAAGGCCCAGUGCCACAGCCUGAUGGGAGACUUCUACUGCAGCUGCCCGGAUGAUUACGAGGGCAAAACGUGUUCGGAGCUCAAGGACCACUGCAAGACCAACCAUUGUCAAGUGAUUGACAGUUGCACGGUAGCCGUGGCUACCAACGACACGCAAAAGCGCGUGUGGCACAUCUCAUCCAAUGUGUGCGGUCCCCACGGCCGCUGCAUCAGCCUGCCUGCCGGGAACUUCAGCUGCUCCUGUGAGCCGGGAUUCACUGGCACCUACUGCCACGAGAACAUUAACGACUGUGCGCCAUCUCCCUGUAAGAACGGAGGUACUUGCAUUGAUGGGAUCAACUCCUUCCAGUGUUUCUGCCCAGACGGCUGGGAGGGCAGUCUGUGUGAUGUUGAUGUGAACGAGUGCAACAGGAACUCCUGUCAGAAUGGAGGCCAAUGUGUCGAUCUGCUGAACGACUUCUACUGCAACUGUGUGGACAACUGGAAAGGAAAGACCUGCCACUCGCGUGAGAGCCAGUGCGACUCCACUACCUGCAGCAAUGGCGGGACAUGUUACGACCAUGGAGACUCCUUCCUGUGUAGCUGCCCCUCAGGCUGGGGGGGCAGCACCUGCAACACAGCCAAGAACAGCACGUGCGACUCGGGUCCGUGUGAGAACGGAGGGACAUGUGUCGGAGUGGGAGACGCCUUCAACUGUAUCUGCAAGGACGGCUGGGAGGGAGCCACCUGCGCACAGAAUGUUGACGACUGCAACCCACAUCCCUGCUACAAUGGCGGCGUCUGCGUCGACGGCGUGAACUGGUUCCGCUGCGAGUGCGCCCCGGGGUUCGCCGGACCGGACUGCCGCAUCAACAUAGAUGAGUGCCAGUCGUCUCCUUGUGCCGAAGGUUCCACCUGCGUGGAUGAAAUCAAUGGCUACCGCUGUGUUUGUCCCCCGGGACACGCUGGAGCUCGCUGUCAGGAGUUCAUCGGCCUCGGGAAGUCGUGUCGUCACGCUGGCUUGCAGUUUCCUCACGGCAGCCGCUGGGAGGAGGAGUGCAACGCCUGCCAGUGUGUCAACGGAUACGUCGGCUGCUCCAAGGUGAGGUGUGGCCGCCGGCCCUGCCUCCUUCCGAAGGUUCCGCCCCCUCCAGACGCCGAUGCCCCGCCCUGCCCCGCCGGCCACGAGUGUGUGGAGCAUCAGUUCCUCACCUGCUUCUCGCCGCCCUGCCACCAGUGGGGCGUGUGUUCAACGCCCGACCCCCCAACUCCCCUGCACACCCAGUGCGAGCCCAACAGUGGUUACCUUGACAACAGCUGUGCUCGCAUCACGCUCAUCUUCAAAAAGGACAAAGUGCCGCAGGGCACCAUUGUAGAGAAGAUCUGCUCCGAGCUGCGGUACCUCCCUGUCACUCGGACGCUGGCGGAGGAGCGAGCGCUGCUCAUCCUCUGUGACCAGUCCUACUCCAACAGCGACGCAGUGGAGGUUGCCAUGUCCUUUGAGCAGGACGGGCGAUCGAAGGACAGUGAUCGGGACCGCGGUCAGAUCCAGAAGGCCGCCAGCGCCGUCAUUGGUGCCCUGUCCAAACGCCACAACAGCAGCAUCAUGCUGGCCGUGGUGGAGAUCAAAGUGGAGAUGCCGGUUGAGCCGCCGCCUGUUGGUUACCUGGUCCCGGUGCUGUGCGUGGUCUUCAGCCUCCUGUGGAUCUUCUGCAUCGUCGUCUGCGUCUGGUGGACGCGCAAGCGGAAGAAAGAGCGCGAGAGAGCGGCCCGCUCCGAGGACACCACGGUCAACAACCAGCUGGAGCCGCUGCGGAACAACCGCGGCAAAGACAUUCAGUACGAAUGCAAGAAGCUGAUGGGCCCGUCGGACCGGGCGUGUGACGGGGCCGAGGGCGAGGAGGUAGGGGAGCCGGACGGCGAGCCGGAGGAAGACGAGGAGAGGGCGCUGGGCAUGGGGGACAAGUGUCCGCCGCAGAAGUGCGCCGUAGCAGCGCCGCAGGACAGGGGGGAGAUGGGUAAGGGAGGGGUCAUCUGCACGUCCCGCAGCGGUCCGGUCAAGGCGCCGCACCGGACGGCGUACAGCCCCAAAGACAACCGGUGUAAAAACCUGAACGCCGCCAAGCUCAGCGAGGACAUUAAAGACCACUACGUAUGAACUCGCGAGAGGGACGAGGGACCUUUUUCUGAAUCAAAGAGGAAAAAAAACUGCGAUGUCUUCAACAUCACUGAAUUUUCAACUCUUAAAAAAAAGCACCAAAAGUGAAGAUUAAAGAUGCUUUAAUUUUC
Molecule: messenger RNA, 4212 nt
Organism: Perca fluviatilis (European perch)
Lineage: Eukaryota; Metazoa; Chordata; Actinopteri; Perciformes; Percidae
Product: protein jagged-2-like
Exons: 26
Coding region: 326-4081 (1251 amino acids)
Biological process (GO): cell communication; establishment or maintenance of epithelial cell apical/basal polarity; Notch signaling pathway
Cellular component (GO): plasma membrane; protein-containing complex
Molecular function (GO): Notch binding; calcium ion binding
Source: RefSeq, a predicted model, not a curated record